GGGAGUUUCCCACACCUCCCCAGAGAAGAGCUGUGGGCGCAGUUUUCAGUUCAGCAGAGAAGCAGGACCGGGAGCCAGCCUGGUCCCAGCUCUGGCUCUCUGCCUCUCCACGUGUCCGUGGCCUCCCCAGCCUGGUGCUAAGCAGUGUCAUGAGUCUGGGCCUGGUGGGAGAUUAACUCUUGGGUGUGGGAUCACUUCAGGGCAGGGAAGGAGGGGGGAUGACAGGUCCAAGGUCACCAACAGAGAGGGGCAGCUGCCAUCCUUGACCGAUCUGUCCCCUCUUGAGAAUCCACAACAAAGGUAGUGAGGAACCCCAGCUGGACUAGAUGGCCAAGAAGAGGGCCCGGGCACUGCCGGCCUGUGCCAAGCGCUGGCUUCAGCCCGCAGGCUCCAGCUCCCCCAGCCUGUCCUCCCCGCCCUCCCCCACCCCACAUGCACUUAAUACUCUGGCACCCAGUCCACCUGCUGUGGACUUGGCCUUAGCUGUAGCUAGUGUGGAAGCCUGGGAAGACCGGGAGCAGAGUUUCUCAAGCAAAGCAAAAGCAGCGGCGUCAGGUGUUGCAGUACCUGCUAGCUUUCCCCGCAGGAGCCUCGGCUGCCACCUGCAGGUCGUUUGGGCUCCGGCCAUGUGGCUGCCUCUGCUGCUGGGAGUCUUGCUCUGGGCAGCGCUCUGGUUGCUCAGGGACCGGCAGAGCCUGCCAGCCAGCGAUGCUUUCGUCUUCAUCACCGGCUGUGACUCGGGCUUCGGGCGACUCCUGGCACUGAGGCUGGACCAGAGAGGCUUCCGGGUCCUGGCCAGCUGCCUGACCCCCUCAGGGGCAGAGGACCUACAGCGGGUGGCCUCCUCCCGCCUCCACACCACCUUGCUGGAUGUCACUGAUCCCCAGAGUGUCCAGCGUGCAGCCAAGUGGGUGGAAACACAUGUUGGGGAAGCAGGGCUUUUUGGUCUGGUGAACAAUGCUGGUGUGACUGGUAUCAUCGGGCCCACACCUUGGCAGACACGGGAGGAUUUCCUUCCGGUGCUGAAUGUGAACACACUGGGUCCCAUCGGGGUCACCCUUGCCCUGCUGCCCCUGCUGCGUCAGGCCCGGGGCCGGGUGGUCAACAUCACCAGCGUCCUGGGUCGCCUGGCAGCCAAUGGAGGGGGCUACUGUGUCUCUAAGUUCGCCCUGGAGGCCUUCUCUGACAGCCUGAGGCGGGACGUGGCUCCUUUUGGGGUACGAGUCUCCAUCGUGGAGCCUGGCUUCUUCCGAACCCCUGUGACAAACCUGGAAAGUUUAGAAGACACCCUACAGGCCUGCUGGGCACGGCUACCUCCAGCCACAAAGGCCCUCUACGGAGAGGCCUUCCUCACCAAGUACCUGAAAGCGCAGCAGCGCGUCAUGAACCUGAUCUGUGACCCAGACCUGACCAAGGUGAGCAGGUGCCUGGAGCACGCCCUGACUGCCCGUCACCCCAGAACCCGCUACAGCCCAGGCUGGGACGCCAAGCUGCUCUGGCUGCCCGCCUCCUACCUGCCAGCCAGCCUGGUGGAUGCUGUGCUCACCUGGGUCCUUCCCAAGCCUGCUCAGGCGGUCUCCUGAAUCUAGCCCUCCUGCAAGAGAUUGUUUUUCAAAGCAAGGACUUUGAUUUAUUUCUGUCCCCACCCUGUUACUGUCUGGUGCCUGGCACAAAACAGCCACUCAAUAAAUGUGUAUUAUUCGAAACAAAACAGAAA
Camelus dromedarius (Arabian camel) is the source of this 1717-nucleotide messenger RNA. RefSeq names its product retinol dehydrogenase 5 (gene RDH5). Gene Ontology annotation, biological process: steroid metabolic process; retinoid metabolic process. Gene Ontology annotation, molecular function: all-trans-retinol dehydrogenase (NAD+) activity. Lineage: Eukaryota; Metazoa; Chordata; Mammalia; Artiodactyla; Camelidae. The transcript is spliced from 5 exons. The record is from RefSeq and is a predicted model, not a curated record. Gene Ontology annotation, cellular component: intracellular membrane-bounded organelle. The coding region runs from base 327 to 1583 and encodes 418 amino acids.